AUGGGCUUUGUGCCCACUCAGGUUGAAGGCAAGAAGAAGCAGAGUGGAUCCAAGCAGAAGAAGAACAAGAAGAAGAAGAACCAAAAGAAAAAUGGCAAGGACCAGAAGAAGAGUCAGAAGAAGGAGAAUCAGAAGAAGGAUAAGUGUGGCAAAAAAGAAGAAGACAAGAAGUCACCACCAACACCUGAUGAGCCCAAGCCUGUACAUGAUGCGCCUCAUACUCCUGUGAAGAAAGCAAAAGCCGCUAAGGCAAAGGCAAAGGGAUCACCAAAGGCAAAGGCUAAGAGUUCUCCCAAGGCAAAAGCUAAGGGAUCUCCCAAGCCUAAGAGUGUGAUGAAAGCUGUGCUGAAGAAGCCUAGCGCCGCAAAGUUACCUAAGAAGCCUGCUGAGGAAGAAAAGGUUGACAAGGCUGAGGCUAAAGCAAAGUCAAAGAACAAGAAGAAGAGAAAGGCUGAAGCAGAGAAGAAGAAGAAAGAAGAAGCUGCAGAGAAGAAGAAGAAAGAAGAAGCAGCAGAGAAGAAGAAGAAAGAAGAAGAAGAUACUGUGCAGAAGAAGCCUGGAGAGAAAGAAGAGCCAGAGGAACCAGAAGAAGAAGCAUGCGGCUUUGAAGAUGAUCCAAGCGUUGACCCAGGAGCCACAGAGACUCGAGACCGAUGCAAAAUGCAGAAGUUCAACAAGAUGUAUCAAGCAGGCCAGCUCCUACCAUGGAUCAAAGAGGAAUGGGAGAAGACACUGACAAUGAAGAGUGGAAAGCGAGAGAGGCAGUCCCUCAUUGUCAACAGCCUUUUUGAUAGAAGUGAGGCAGGGAGAUUGGUGCUCAAUGCCAACAAGGCUGUAUUCCAAUCAAUGAAAGAAAGCUUUGAAGAAAAGACCAACAAGCAGUCCACCAAGUCAUUGAGCAAGCGAUUGUUUAUGGGACGCUUCAAUCUCACAGAGGCUGACCUGCUGGCAGGAGUGGCUGAGGGAGAAUUUCAAGAGAUCCAAACAGACCAUGGUCCACGCUACUUAUGGAUGGAAGAAACCCAGACCUGUAAGCAGGGAGAUAAAACCGCACUGGGUUGGAUUCAGCAAAAGGAGGGAGACCAGAAGCAAAUGGCCAAGAUGAACAAGAUGAUUGAAGCAAUGUCAGCAGGACAUUGGUCCCAGGGCUUUGCACUGCCUACCACCUCAGGUUCCAGUAGCUCUGCAGCACCGCCCUUGGCCAUUCAGGACAUGGAUGCUCCCCUUUCUCCUCAGCAGUGGAAAAUGGCCCAGACACAGUUGAUUCAGGCCAAGGAUGCCAUGUCGAAGCUUGAGAAGGAUGGUCUCAAGCAUUUGCAGGUCAUUGGGGACAACCGUGCUGACCCAGUCUUUGAAGUCCUGGCUGAGAUUUCACACGCAUACCGGUUCAAAGAGCUUGAGAAUGGUCAAGAGCUCACACUCAGCAAGCACAAUGCCCUGAUGGCAGAGUGUGGCAAGAAGGCUGAGAGCCUGGAUGACAUUCUGGCUGGCAUCAAGGGACAGUUGAAUGCUCGAGCCAACCGCGCUAAGAAGUGA
Molecule: messenger RNA, 1536 nt
Organism: Durusdinium trenchii
Lineage: Eukaryota; Dinophyceae; Suessiales; Symbiodiniaceae
Source: the annotation of a GenBank genome assembly